AUGAGUGACAGGAGGCGAUCUGCCGCUGCUCUGAGCUCAAGAGCGCACGCCUUUUCGGUGGAAGCCCUGAUUGGGUCAAACAAGAAGAGAAAGCUCCGCGGCUGGGAGGAAAAGGAGCUGGAGUUGUCUAUGGAGAGCCUCGCCACCAACGGACAAUUAGGAGACGGCGACGACCCUUGUCUAGAUAUCGACCCUGGUCAGUGCGUAACCACCAUUACUUCAUAUUUUGGGGUUGUUGAAUAUUGUUAUGCUUACAUCACAAAACUACGGAUUAUAUCUCAUGGAAUAGAGGAAUACAGAAAAUGCAACUAUUUCAUCACCAUCUAUAGUCCCGUGUAGCUCAGUUGGUAGAGCAUGGCGCUUGCAACGCCAGGGUUGUGGGUUCGAUUCCCACGGGGGACCAGUAUGAAAAAAAAGAUGUAUGCAUUCACUAACUGUAAGUCCCUCUGGAUAAGAGCGUUUGCUAAAUGACUAUAAUGUAAUAUCAAAGAUAACGAGUCCUUUGACUUUUUCCUCAGAUAACUAAUGUGGAAUAAUAUAGUAGCCUACUUCUGUAGGCUAAUAGUGUACAUAAAUAAUAUAUGUUUGUAGUUUAACAUAACUAUAUACCGUUGGCCUAAUAGUGGUGUAUUAACAUUGUGUAAAUUAUCAAAGAAGUUAACCCCAAAAUAUUGAUUUUGUACAAUAACCAUUGCUUUAACAAAUUAAUUGGCCUGUCAGUAGACCAUGAAGCACGCAGAAAAAUGUAGUAGCCUCUCGCGGAAGGUCACGGUUCAUUUUCUUAUUGCACAACUAUAUUCAUUCAUAUCAUAAAUGGUUACCUUAAAAGUUGUAUUACCAUUGUUUUACAAAUUACUACAUAUUGGUAAAAAAUACAGGUCGCAUGUGAGGCCAGUGUCCCCUCUCCACUAGGCCUAGCUGCGUAAAAUCUAUUUCACUUGUGCCUCCCCACUGGGCAAAGACGUAAAUUCAACGUCUAUUACACGUUGGUUCAAUGUCAUUUCAUUGAAAUGACGUGGAAACAACGUUGAUUCAACCAGUGUGUGCCCAGUGGGUCUCUAUUGAUACAAUACAAUUGGCCAUAUCGGUGACCCCAGUGGAGACAUGGUCAAUUGUAAUUAAUAUUUACAUAUUAAGAUGGUCUUCAAUUGAGAGAGAUAUUUGGCAGAGAUGAGGUAGGCCUACAUUGGCAGCAAAGUUGCACGAUUUAGUGUAGUUUCUGGGAUUCAAUGCAAAUCAUUCAUUUUUGCAGCGUGCCACAUACAAGAUAUCAUAGAAAUAGGCCAUCAAAGGCCAAAUCUGGGUUUCUUAUAUAUAUAUAUCAAAAUUGUGAGUCCAAGUAUAAUAUAAAACAAUGCGUGUGUGCGUGUGUGAAGAGAGUGUGUGUGUUGUUUGCACUUGGUUAGCCUGUGUGCCCUGUAUUUUCUAUUCUAAUUUCGUGCAGCAUAUGUAGACCUAGUCUAACGCCAUCAUUUUUCCUAUUUGGGAAACAAUAGGCCAAUAAAACGUACGUUUAAACUAUUUGUAUUAUAAAGUUUUAUUGGUUUAUUUUUCCAAUAAUAUAAACUAUUUCGCUAUAUGAAGUUAAGGACACGCAACCCCCGUCUGUGUUUGGCCUAUAGGCCUACUCAAAAUGUGUUCAGUGGAUUACUUUAAGUCGAAGGAAAACACCAACACAGCUUUCAGUCAAUUAUUGAGUCUUAAUAUGAUUUUGUUAUGUUUAAAAUAAAAUAAAAUGCAGUGUAUUCGCUAUAGGAAAAACGUCGAUUGGGUAGAGACUCGGGCCUCAAUCUCCAAGUGGCACUCACCUAUAUGAGCAAUGGUGCGUCUAAAGAAUAGCUUUUAUAAAGAAUAAAGCAGAAUUGGGACAUCAAUGUAUAUUUCAUUCAAAUUGAUAAUAUGAAUUGUGUAUGCCACAAUCCCAAAAUCGAAAUGCUCAGGCUAAUUUGAAUGGCCUGCUAUGAUUCACGCAGGCUUUCUAUUAUUGUCAAAACAUUUCAUAUCCAUAAAUCGGAAAUAUCCAACUAUUUUUACAUCUUUCUAUCGCUUUUAAUUUGUUGGACAUGUUGUAACAAGCCAAAGAAAGUAGCCUAGACUAUCAGGAUUUUCAAUAAGUCGAAGUUAUUGCAUUCCUAGCAAGUCACAUUAUAUUCAAGAUAGGAUAGGCCUAUCUCUCAUUUUAUAUGCUAGAAUUUUCUAAUUUAUUUACAAAGACGGCAAAAUAUGUAUGCAAACCUAAAACUAACGCUUCUGGGAUUUAUAUGUCACAAAUGUCUCGUCUUUUCUACGUUUUGAGGGAUUUGGAGCAGGUUUGAAUUGAAGAACAUUGCAUUGAACUUAUCGAAGAGAGACUGAUGUCAAAAGCAGACAUCAAUGACUCAAUCUUGAGGCUUCGAGCUUGAAUAACCUUACUUUAUUAACUAAAUCACGAUGGAGAUAUUCCACACCCUGGCCUAUUCCAACCAUCUCAGGCCUCAAAUAUGAAUUCUAGGCCUAAUAUGAAUGGAUAUAUCUCCUCUCAGGUCCUUAUAGACUACAUUGAAUUUCAACAGACACGUAAGCCAACAAUCCCCAUUACAAUUGGAUUCACAAUAGGCCUUGUAGCCUAUAGACCAUACGCGAAGUCCCUCCUGCUUUUUAUCAAAUAUAUAGGCCUGAAUUAAUGAUCUAAAAGGGUCUAAAACUAGCCCUGCUAUUUGGCAUUAUAGGCUAUGUGCCUAAAUAUAUAUAUAUCUUAUUUGGUUAAUUUAGCGUCACGUGCAUGGCUUUAUGAUCUACAUAUUUAUUUAUAAUUUUACAAUUCAUUGUAGAGGCCGGGUCAAGCUGCAUGGUUGAGAAGCCUUCAGCAAAAUGACGGACCCUCGAGCACAGAGGCUGCUGUCUGAAACGCGCCAGCCGCCAAGUGUUGUGCAUUUGGUGGAUGCCUCACAAAUGAGGAGAACCGAACUAAAUUAGUUCACAGCUGAGAUGCAGGGUAUCAGUACUACCAUUGACAAUUUGACAGCGAGUCAAUCAGUCAAGCACAGGUUAUAUACCCUCCACGGUUUCACAUGAGCUGUUUCAGUUAGGGUCGUCGUUAAUUGAAAAGUCACGUUGUCUCCACGGGCUCCAAGUCGUUAUGAGCCAGAUUCCUGGCAGCAUUGCGAGCAGUGUGGGAGAGUAUCCAGCCUUGACUAGCCUCCAGUUGACGCGUAGACCAGCCAUCAUUGAAAACAGCUCGUCCCUGUGGUCAGUUUGUGCGGUUUAGUCUUUUUACUUAAUGAUUUUGCCUCCAUGUGAAGCUUUCAAACCGACAUGGCCAUAUAACAUUCUUAUUGAAAGACAAGUAUUGGGAGAAUAGAUCAAAAUUGUGAGAACACCACACAAUAGCUUAAACUGAAUUAAUCACAAUGUGUUUCCCAGAGAACCAACAUGUAUGACAAACAUUACCUUAGUUUCAGAUAAGCACAUGUAGGCCUAUCUGCAGAAUUUCCCCUCCAAAGCAAGGACUAUUAUCAAUAUUAAAUUGCCUGCCUGAAAUGUAAAUAUCAGCACUGUCAGGUGUGUGUUUGUGUGCGUGCGAGAGAGAACAUAAAAACCUGGAAUAAUAAGACAGAGUACUUUUCAUUGUGGAUUUACAAAUAAAUAUAUAUAACAUAUUGCAGAUUGCCUUUAAUCUCACUCUUAAUGAUAGCCUAUUACUAAAUGGCUUGUAUAGCAUGUCUGUCUCACACAGGGAAUCUGUCAUUAUAUUAUGGAUAAUCAUUUAGACUUUUAUUUUUAUUUUUAUAGUCUAUGGGGUGACACUGGAUUUUAAGAGACAGGCAUAGGCUACUGUCACUGAACUGCUGAAUCUUUAUUUUAAAACAUAUAUUUGUGAUUUUGUGAUUAUUCUGUCCAUACUUCAUUUAGCUCUGUGGUUAAAUAUUUUAACCUAUUCUAUAUAAUAAUAUAUUAUAUAAUGUAUGAUAUAUAAAUUGUCACUUGGUACUAAUUAUCUCUGAACCAUUAGAGACCCAACUUUAAAAAUUCUGCCUCUGAGAAGAAAAGCCCAAAUGUAAGAAAACAGAUGUGUGCACUAUUAAAACGGUUAAAUCUUCAUUUUAUUGCCUCUCCCUAACAUGGGUCUGAAUUAAAUGCAUGUAGAAACAGGUGGUUCUGCUUGUGGAUUGGGUUACUCUUCGAUUUCAUGGUUGGUAGAUUGCUACUUACCCAGCCUGUUACAACUGUAUUAAAUGCAUCUUCUAUUCAUAAACCUGUUUCCAUAGGAAGGGCUUUACCUUGUAAGGCAAGUGUGUAAUGAUCACCAAUGAACAGAUCAGUCAUACUAUGUGAAUAGUCCAUUGUUCCAAUUCAAUAGUCACACACGUUUGUUAGUUUAAAAAAAGUAUGAUUUUAUUCUUAACAUGGUUUUUCAAACUAGAUCAUUACAUAGUGAAUGAGUUUGUGUGUCAGAAUAAGAAGCUAAAAUCCAUAAUAUUCUUUGCACCUUUUAAAGUGUUAUAAUUCACAUUCAAACUAUCUGGAUUUCUUGUUGUGACAAAAGCUGAUUUCUCUGUGCCUAACCACAAGUUAGUUUAAAGGGUUUUUGAAAAAGUGAGUGCUCUUCUCCAUAGUUUAGUAGAGAUUGGUGCAGUCUUUAUUGGACAACUGUCUUUGAUUGUAGUUGGUCAGCAUUAAUCAUGCACUUGAGGUUAGCACCAGAUUUUUGACUCUGCUUCCACCUUUCUCUCUAUUAGCUGCAGUGAGGUGCUACUUCCUUAAAUAUAUGUAUUUGUCCCUCCCUUCCUCUCACUCCAUCUCUCUCAUUGUCUCCACAUUUCUCUUUCGAUAUGUCUCUUUUUACCCAGCAAUAUCCUGUGUAAUGUGGAACAGAUGUGUGUUGUUUCUCACACUUGUGUUGCUCUUCUCUACUGACUGGUUAUAGUGGGUGAGACAGAGUAGGCUGUCAGUGAGGAGGGGGACAAUGGGAUAGCUGUGGUGGAAAGGGACUGGUCUGGUAACAUAUGAGGGACAGCGUGGUGACUCAGUGAGUGCUGGAGGAUCCACGCGGCGCAGCUUGAUGACAGCAAAGGCCUGAGACGACAGCAGCAGCCAGGCAGUCAUGAUUGCAAAUAUCUGGUUUGGCCUCUCCCACUGUGUGGCUGACGGCUGUGGGGCUGUAUGGGCCAAAUCAACAGUCACUCUGUCUGCCAUGUUCUCCGGCUCACACAGGGUGUGAGAGAGAGGAUCAUCACCGCCAAUACGCUGAAAGGAUCUCUCAAGAGGAUGACAAAAAGUCUCUCCUCUAAAUAUCCCACUCCCCUUUUCUGCACCCCUCUCUCUCUCUCUCUCUCUCUCUCUCUCUCUCUCUCUCUCUCUCUCUCUCUCUCUCUCUCUCUCUCUCUCUCUCUCUAUCUCUCUCUCUCUCUCGCAUCCCUGUCUCUGUGGUGUAGCUGUCCUGCCUGCCGUGCCUUCAUGUCUCCACUCCAUGCUCUUGUCUCUUGUUUUGGGGCUGGUGAUCACUUGGUGGUUAGUCCUGGGCCACACUCCAGUCUUUAGCAGUCCUGCAUCUGCAUAACCCUGCUUACUUGGUGUGUCCUGCCAAAGCAACCUACUCAUGUCAGGGACCUCAAUAAAUAAUAUAAUAUUACAUAUUGGCACAUACUAACAGAGGAGACAAGUACAUUAAUAAGAAAUAUAAUUCAUAACUUUACAGUAGGCUGUAUAGAACUCAAAACGUUUCAAUUUAUGAGCUCAUAAAUGGUGAAUUGUAUUUUUCACUAAAUAGUGUUCUCCAUAUCGAACAUUAAAUGCUGCAGCCUAUAGUAAUGUAAGCCUACACUCUUAGAAAAAAAUAAGUGCUAUCUAUAACCUAAAAGGGUUCUUCGGAUGGCCUCGUUGAAGAACCCUUUUGGUUCCAGGUAGAAACCUUUUGGGUUCCAUGUAGUACCCUUUCCACUGAGGAUUCCACAUGAAACCCAAAACGGUUAUACCUGGAACCAAAAAAGGGUCUCCUAUGGGGACAGCCAAAGAGCCCGUUUGGAACCCUUUUGGAUUCCAAGGCUUUAUUUGGAAACUAAGAUCUGGAACAGCUAAUCUGGGAAAUUUCGUCUGUUCAUGUUGUUUAUGUAGGCUACACUUCUUUUGCCAUUUUCGUUGUUCUUAUUGUGUUGCCUCUAUUAGAGAUUUCAUGGUAAAAAAUAUAAUAACUUUGUUAUAACUUUGUUGUGGGUCCUUUUCAUAUGUCGUAGUAAUAUCUGACAUCAGACUAUAGACAAAGUAAUAUAAAUUAAAGUUUGUAGUUCCUGUGUAUGUUUAUUUGAAUAAUACGUCUUACAUUCAUAUGGGCAAGAGGCUGUUAGGCAUACUUUAUAUUUUUAUGCUCUCAUUAACUGUGGCGUGGCAUUCAGUUGGGUUAAUUUUUUAGCUUUUUAAUUUUGUUUGUGGGCAUGUUUUUUUUCAUGUUAAAAUACCCAUUUCGUUUGACGCACGCGUUACCCUUGUGGAUACUUUAUGACAUUUCGAACGCAAAUUGAAUAGUUUUAGUCAGAUUUCAAUUUUCUUCAGUUUUGGUGCUUUGUCUGAUUUCAUGCUGCAGGUGAUUUGGCCUCAACGGGCAAUACCAGAGACCGUAAAAAAGAGGUCAAUACUCAAGGCCAAUUUUCCUAAGGCCCCCGCUUUACCUUGGCUACAUUUUCAUAAUCUUGUUAAUCUCCAUAGAUUCGGAGGCAAGCCCCGGAUCAGACGGCGAGGGUUUGGCGGAGAGGACGUCGUGCUCCUUCGGCUCCCCCGCGGAGCUGGCCCCGGCGGCCUGCGAGCCGUCUCCAGCUGCCUCAAUGGAGGAGAUUCAGGUGGAGCUGCAGUGCGCAGACCUCUGGAAGCGCUUCCAUGAAAUUGGCACAGAGAUGAUCAUCACUAAAGCAGGGAGGUAAAGCAGCUACUGCAUAUUUAUGAUUUAAAGGACUCAUCUGAUAUUAUAUUUCCUUCUAGGAAUAGGCUGCGCUGCACAUAUAUUCUGUGUGGGCCUACUAUAGGAUAGACUAGGCAUAUGGCCUAGCCUACUAUAGGUUUUUACGACUAGGUGCAUUGCCUCCGAUGACGCAAAAUUGUUUAUGAAGUUCUGUGCAAACCCAGAAAUUAAUUAUAAUUGCUACAUUUUCCAAGUUAUUAAAAACAUAUUUCUUCCUCACAGCGUGUGGACUAUAGCAUCAGGAGACCAGUGUGCAUAGUCUAUAUGUCCACACACACACACACACACACACACACACACACACACACACACACACACACACACACACACACACACACACACACACACAGUCUUGUACACACACACGCACACCGAGCCUAGAUUUGCACAAAAGACGCCCGUGCGCUAUGGGAAUUACCCCUGUAGCACGCUAUGUUUUUGAGGGGUGCUAAUGUGUUGCACAUGGGGGAAAGGGCUCCGGACGUGCGAGGGCCGCUCCAGUCACAGGCCAGACAUGAAGUGUGAGGGUAUUCCAUGGCUGAUGUCAGAGAAUAGCCGGCGAAGAAAGGAACUGUUUCUAAUUAAUCUCUUUGAAACAUGUUUUCGGUUUUCUUGCUCUUUUGGGUAGCAAUUACAACCCAAACCGAGCAUAUAACUAAACCUACACUGUUCUCAGGAAGACCUUUCCCCCACGCGCUCUCGCCGGGAGCGCCAUUGUAUUUCCCGUCCAUUUGGAAUUUUACGAUCAAGCAAUAUGAGAAGGGAACUUAUUGCUUGAUUUAUUUGUUUGCCAUCAAGGAAACUUAUGAAGUCCACUUAUUCACAAAGUAAGCCCAACAGUAAAGUGGUCUAGGGUAUGACUUUUUCCUCCAUAAAACAAAUGAAAACAUUGGGAAAGCAUGUUCCUCUGUAGGUCUAUAGUUUAUAAUACAUUAUAAACCUAUUUACAUAUUUGUUUAUUUCAAAAUUAGGGUAUUUACAGCUAGAAGGUGAAGCGGUUCAUCUAACCUAGGCCUAACUGACUUAAGUUUCAAAGGCCACUUGAUUUUACAGAAACUGUAAUCCAUGGUUCAGUUUUCUUUAAACAGCCACUACAAACUUCAGCUAACCUUAGCCACCACAAGCUAACAAUCAAUGGAAGUGAUGGGGGGAUGUGAGCAUGUCAUUUUCUUUUUAAAUGUCCAAAUCACCUGAAAUCAAUUCAAAUCAACUCCAUAUUUGGUUUGAUGUUACUUAAAGGUGAUUUGGCAAUAGAAAAACAUGCUCACAUGCCUUCAUCACUUCCAUUGAUUGUUAACUUGUGGUGGCUAAAGUUAGCUGAAGUUUGUAGUGGUUUAAAGAGAACUGAACCAUGGAUUACGGUUUCUCCUGGCCAUAGACUACUUUCAGGGUGAGGAAACAUCUAACAUCAAGUUGUAAAAUAGUGAACUACUCCUUUAAGGCCAUUUCAACACCCUGUUUUGAGUUCAGAGACUUCAACACAAAAACAAUUUCAAAUAAUUUUAAUGGAUCAGAAAUAUUUGUUAUGUUUUAGGUUACAAUUUAAUGUAAAUUAAAGAGAAAUAGAGGCCCAGUAAAAACAUCAGCAUCAAGCAUUUAGAUUUCUCCCCAUCUAGUCUAGGCUAUUUACAGGCUAAUAUAGACCUACUACUUUUAACAACAGAAGAUAGUACAAUAUUAAUUUUAACAACAAAAAUAUUAUGAUAUGAAUCACAUUUAACAAACAUAGGCCUAUGAUAAUUCCUCUGACUAUGUAACAUGCAUUGUAAGAGAGCGAGGGCAGAGCGGAAGGUCCUAUGGCCUAACAUGGGGAUGCGCAUAUUUCUCUUCUCAUUUGAAAAUGCUUUCCAUUUAGUUAAACUAGAUAUCCACUGAUUCUUUUUGUCGAUCUUAAUUUAUUUGAAGCUGACCAAUUAGUCUACAUGUUUUUAUGGAGAAAUGGCAAGGACCACGUUGUUUGCGUGUUGAAUUGUCUUUUGGCAGGCCAAUAUCAAGUUACAUAAUAUUCUGAAGUUGUGCUGUGAAGUUGUUAAGUUGUAUUUUCAAAUCAAAUCAAAUCAAAUCAAAUUUUAUUGGCCACAUGCGCCGAAUACAACAGGUGUAGACAUUACAGUGAAAUGCUUACUUACAGCCCUUAACCAACAAUGCAUUAAUUUUUUCAUAAAAAGUAAAAUAAAACAACAACAAAAAAGUGUUGAGAAAAAAAGAGCAGAAGUAAAAUAAAAUAACAGUAGGGAGGCUAUAUAUACAGGGGGGUACCGGUGCAGAGUCAAUGUGUAGGGGCACCGGCUAGUUGAGGUAGUUGAGGUAAUAUGUACAUGUGGGUAGAGUUAACGUGACUAUGCAUAAAUAAUUAACAGAGCAGCAGCAGCGUAAAAAGAUGGGGUGGGGGUGGGGGGGGGCAGUGCAAAUAGUCCAGGUAGCCAUGAUUAGCUGUUCAGUUCGGUUUGCUCUUCUGUUAAUAAUGUACACUAACUUUACAGUUAAACCAUAAAUCAGAUUUACCUAAACAAUAUAUGAUCAACGUUGUUUUAAUCAGAUUUACAUUGUUAAUCACCCCAUAAAUAGAAUCAGUCCCUGUUUAAAUGCAGUAGGCCUAGAGUUUACACAACUAGCUGCAUCUAUUUCAUGGCUCUGCUAAUAAUAAGCCUAUAAAUUCAUACGAGGAAGGAAGUAAGAAAACAGCCCUCUUUUCUCAUUAUGAGGGCAAAGAUGUAUGACGUUGAAAUAAAAAUAAAAUGCAGCUUUUGAAGUGUAAAACGAGGAAUUAACUUGAAAAUGUCUCUGUGUAUGCAGUCCUACUUUUAAUAUGGCGUCUGUUUGCAUUUUAAACUUAUUUUCCUGGUUUGGUUUGCGUCGAAUUACUAAAAAAACUUCUCAUGAUUGGGUGCACAUUUUCAAGGAAGAGUGAGUUUGUUGCCAGCUCGUGCAUUAAGACAGUUUCAAUCUUCUUUGAUGAUAAAAUGACCUAUUUUCUUUCAUCUGAAUAAUAUUUAUUUAAUGAAGACAUGCAAUGUUGAUAGACAUUUUAAUGAAUUAUCAUAAAAUUGUGCAUCUAGGCGCUGUUAUGAUGGGAUGAAGGGUGAAAAUGACCUCAUAUGACUGGCGAGACAUUGGUCAAACUUCAAACCUUGUCCCUCUCUUGGAUGUUGUGAAUUUUCCCAGUGAUUUGCCCAGUGGUGCACUAGAAUGUAUUUCGAGUGACACGAGUGGAAUUUUACUUAAUGUCUGCAUGGUGCAGGGUUUCUUUUUCCUUUUUUAAUGCUGAUACUCAUAAUCCAAUGUUAAACUUUGCAAGCUAGUUUUCUAAUAUCACUCUCUCUCUCUCUCUCUCUCUCUCUCUCUGUCCUCCUCUCUAAGGCGGAUGUUCCCUGCGAUGAGAGUAAAGAUUGUGGGUCUGGACCCCCAUCAGCAGUAUUACAUAGCCAUGGACAUUAUUCCUGUGGACAAUAAGAGAUACAGGUAUGCUCCUAUCUUCUUAAGGUAUGCUCACACUUCUUAGCCCAUCCUAACAUUUCCUAACAUCCCCCUUCAGAUGGAUGUGUACAAUGAUGAAUGCAAGGGUGACGUACAGUGCCUUGCAAAAGUAUUCAUCCCCCUUGGCGGUUUUCCUAUUUUGUUGCAUUACAACCUGUAAUUUAAAUGGAUUUUUAUUUGGAUUUCAUGUAAUGGACAUACACAAAAUAGUCCAAAUUGGUGAAGUGAAAUGAAAAAAAUAACUUGUUUCAAAAAAUUCAAAACAAUAAAUUAUGGAAAAGUGGUGCGUGCAUAUGUAUUCACCCCCUUUGCUAUGAAGCCCCUAAAUAAGAUCUGGUCCAACCAAUUACUGUAAGAAGUCAUAUAAUUAGUUAAAUAAAGUCCACCUGUGUGCAAUCUAAAUGUCACAUGAUCUGUCACAUGAUCUCAGUAUAUAUAUAAAAAAUAUCCAAAACUUUGAACAUCCCACGGAGCACCAUUAAAUCCAUUAUAAAAAAAUGGAAAGAAUAUGGCACCACAACAAACCUGCCAAGAGAGGGCCGCCCACCAAAACUCACCGGCCAGGCAAGGGCAUUAAUCAGAGAGGCAACAAAGAGACCAAAGAUAACCCUGAAGGAGCUGCAAAGCUCCACAGCGGAGAUUGGAGUAUCUGUCCAAUGGACCACUUUAAGUUAUACACUCCACAGAGCUGGGCUUUACGGAAGAGUGACCAGAAAAAGCCAUUGCUUAAAGAAAAAAAUAAGCAAACACGUUUGGUGUUCACCAAAAGGCAUGUGGGAGACUCCCCAAACAUAUGGAAGAAGGUACUCUGGUCAGAUGAGACUAAAAUUGAGCUUUUUGGCCAUCAAGGAAAACGCUAUGUCUGGCGCAAACCCAACACCUCUCAUCACCCCGAGAACACCAUCCCCACAGUGAAGCAUGGUGGUGGCAGCAUCAUGUUGUGGGGAUGUUUUUCAUCGGCAGGGACUGGGAAACUGGUCAGAAUUGAAGGAAUGACGGAUGGCGCUAAAUACAGGGAAAUUCUUGAGGGAAACCUGUUUCAGUCUUCCAGAGAUUUGAGACUGGGACGGAGGUUCACCUUCCAGCAGGACAAUGACCCUAAACAUACUGCUAAAGCAACACUUGAGUGAUUUAAGGGGAAACAUUUAAAUGUAUUGGAAUGGCCUAAUCAAAGCCCAGACCUCAAUCCAAUUGAGAAUCUGUGGUAUGAAUUAAAGAUUGCUCUACACCAGCGGAACCCAUCCAACUUGAAGGAGCUGGAGCAGUUUUGCCUUGAAGAAUGGGCAAAAAUCCCAGUGGCUAGAUAUGCCAAGCUUAUAGAGACAUACCCCAAGAGACUUGCAGCAGUAAUUGCUGCAAAAGGUGGCUCUACAAAGUAUUAACUUUGGGGGGGGGGUGAAUAGUUAUGCACGCUCAAGUUUUCUGUUUUUUUGUCUUAUUUCUUGUUUGUUUCACAAUAAGAAAUAUUUUGCAUCUUCAAAGUGGUAGGCAUGUUGUGUAAAUCAAAUGAUACAACCCCCCCAAAAAAUCCAUUUUAAUUCCAGGUUGUAAAGCAACAAAAUUUGAAAAAUGCCAAGGGGGGUGAAUACUUUCGCAAGCCACUGUACACAUACAGUGCCUUCAGAAUGUAUUCAUACACCUUGACUUAUUCCACAUUUAGAUGUUUUACAUCCUGAAUUCAAAAUGGAUCAAAUAAAAAAGAAAAGUUGCACCCAUCUACACACAAUACCCUAUAAUGACAAUGUGAAAACAUGUUUUUAGAAAUUGUAACUCAUUUAUUGAAAAUGAAAUACAGAAAUAUCUCAUUUACAUAAGUAUUCACACGCCUGAGUCAAUACUUUGUAGAAGCACCUUUGGCAGCGAUUACAGCUGUGCGUCUUUCUGGGUAAAUCUCUAAGAGCUUUCCACACCUGGAUUUUGCAACAUUUUCCCAUUAUUCUUUUCAAAAUUCUUCAAGCUCUGUCAAAUUAGUUGUUGAUCAUUUCUAGACAAGUAUUUUCAGGUUGUGCCAUAGAUUUUCAAAUAGAUUUACAGUACAAGUCAAAAGUUUGGACACACCUACUCAUUCCUGGGUUUUUCUUUAUUUGUACUGUUUUCUACAUUGUAGAAUAAUAGUGAAGACAUCAAAACUAUUAAAUAACAAAUAUGGAAUCAUGUAGUAACCAAAAAAGUGUUAAACAAAUCAAAAUAUAUUUUAGAUUUUAGAUUCUUAAAAGUAGCCACCCUUUGCCUUGAUUACAGCUUUGCACACUCUUAGCAUUCUCUCAACCAGCUUCAUGAGGAAUGCUUUUCCAACAGUCUUGAAGGAGUUCCCACAUAUGCUGAGCACUUGUUGGCUGCUUUUCCUUCCCUCUGCGGUCCAACUCAUCCCAAACCAUCUCAAUUUGGUUGAGGUCGGGUGAUUGUGGAGGCCGACCUCAUGCGGAGAUCAUCCGUUCACCUACUCUGCGUCUCACAAAGACACGGCGGUUGGAACCAAAAAUCUCAAAUUUGGACUCAUCAGACCAAAGGACAGAUUUCCACCGGUCUAAUGUCCAUUGCUCAUGUUUCUUGGCCCAAGCAAGUCUCUUCUUCUUAUUAGUGUCCUUUAGUAGUGGUUUCUUUGCAGCAAUUCGACCAUGAAGGCCUGAUUCACGCUGUCUCCUCUGAACAGUUGAUGUUGAGAUGUGUCUGUUACUUGAACUCUGUGAAGGAUUUAUUUGGGCUGCAAUCUGAGAUGCAUUUAAUGCUAAUGAACUUAUCCUCUGCAGAAGAGAGAACUCUGAGUCUUCCUUUCCUGUGGCGGUCCUCAUGAGAGCCAGUUUCAUCAUAGCGCUUAAUGGUUUUUGCGACUGCACUUGAAGAAACUUUCAAAGUUCUUGACAUUUUCCGGAUUGACUGACCUUCAUGUCUUAAAGUAAUGAUGGACUGUCAUUUCUCUUUGCUUAUUUGAGCUGUUCUUGCCAUGAUAUGGACUUGGUCUUUUACCAAAUAGGGCUGUCUUGUCACCCCUACCUUGUCACAACCCCUGAUUGGCUCAAACGCAUUAGGAAGGAAAGAAAUUCCAAAAAUUAACUUUUUACAAUGCACACCUGUUAAUUGAAAUGCAUUCCAGGUGACUACCUCAUGAAGCUGGUUGAGAGUGUGCAAAGCUGUCAUCAAGGCAAAUUAUGGCCACUUUGAAGAAUCUCCUAUAUAAAAUAGAUUUAUUGGUUAUUACAUGAUUACAUAUGUGCUAUUUCAUAGUUUUGAUGUCUUCACUAUUAUUCUACAAUAUAGAAAAUAGUAAAAAUAAAGAAAAACCCUGGAAUGAGUAGGUGUGUUCAAAUUUUCUAACUGGUACUGUAAGUCAAAACUGUAACUUGGCCACUCAGGAACGUUCACUGUCUUCUUGGUAAGCAAUUCCAGUGUAGAUUUGUUUUAGGGAAUUGUCCUGCUGAAAGGUGAAUUCAUCUCCCAGUGUCUGGUGGAAAGUAGACUGAACCAGGUUUUCCUUUAGGACUUUUUCUGUGCUUAGCUCAAUUCCGUUUCUUUUUAAUUCUGAAAAAAUUCCCCAGUCCUUAAUGAUUACAAGCAUUCCCAUAACAUGAUACUUUGUAUUCAGGACAAAAAGUUAAUUGCUUUGCCACAUUUUCUGCAGUUUUACUUUAGUGCCUUGUUGCAUGCAAACAGGAUGCAUGUUUUGGAAUAUUUAUAUUCUGUACAGGCUUCCUUCUUUUCACUCUGUCAAUUAGGUUAGUUAGUAUUGUGGAGUAACUACAAUGUUGUUGAUCCAUCCUCAGUUUUCUCCUAUCACAGCCAUUAAACUCUGUAACUGUUUUAAAGUCACCUGUGGCCUCAUGGUGAAAUCGCUGAGCGGUUUCCUUCCUCUCCGGCAACUGAGUUUGGAAGGACGCCUGUAUCUUUGUAGUGACUGAGUGUAUUGAUAUACCAUCCAAAGUGUAAUUAAUAACUUCACCAUGCUCAAAGGGAUAUUCAAUGUCUGCUUUAUUUUAUUUUACCCAUAUACCAACAGGUGCCCUUCUUUGCGAGGCAUUGGAAAACCAUUGGACAUUUUUACUCCUGAUCUUAUUUAGACUUGCCAUAACAAAGGGGUUGAAUACGUAUUGACCUAAGACAUUUCAGCUUUUCAUUGUUAUUUAAUUUAUAAACAUUUCCCAAAAGAUUAUUCCACUUUGACAUGAUUGGGUAUUGUGUGUAGGCCAGUGACAAAACAUCUAUGUUUAAUCAAUUUAAAAUUCAGGCUGUAACACAACAAAAUGUGGAAAAUGUAAAGGGGUGUGAAUACUUUCUGAAGGCAUUGUACAUUAUAUACAACACAUGUUAUUUGGAACAUGACACUCUCUGUGUCUGAGAUUGAUGUUAUAAUUCAGUCAAACCAAAAUAGUCUCUACCCCCAACUUGGACGAUAUAGCCUACUAUUGAUCAACUGUUGUUGUGUAUUUUAUGAUGGAGAGUAGUUGACCAAGAACAAAAACAAAACAUGCACAGAUCUUUGCACAUUUCACAUGGUGAUAAGAAAUGCAGAUAUGCACAUAAAUCUGAAUGGAACUUAAAACAAUGGCUUUUACUGUAUGUCCAUCUUGGGGAUAGAUGGAUAUCUCCAGUCAAAGUAUUUGAAUGAAUUUCUGGCAUAGAGCACAAUGUCUGGUGUUCCAGAGAAGGACACCAGAGGAGAAUGAAAAGUAUUUAUCAUGAUGUGUUUAUGGUUCGAGUGAGACCAUAAUGUUGAUAGCUUUAUUCAGUGUGUAAAUGGCAAAACAUAUUUUUACUGUAAACCACUUUGACCAUGGUGGAAUACUAGUUUUAUGUACGUAAGUUAUUGAAAAAAGGCUUUACUAUCUCAGCUACCUCAGAACGCAGUUUAAUGUGUCAUACAUUGGUAAUGUGUCAGAGCAACAGACAAAACGGCAGUGUCAUAGUUGCAUUAAUGUUAUAGCAGCGCUACAGAUGGGUUUCCAUGCCUUUGUUUUCUUUUAUCUCAAAUUGAACACAGAGUACAUCUUCAGUUUAUAUAUCAAUAACAUGCAUUAAUGUUAUUAUUGUUACAGACAUCUUUACUAUGUUUAUCCGUUUUAUUUGAGAAACAGAACUUGGCUGUCUUGAAUGGAACACUGAGGAACCACUUUAACAAUGCAUUUUCAGUAGUUAAACAUUAUGUAUUAUUUUCCCAAGUUGUUUAUUUACAUUUUUCAUCGAAGCACAGUAGAACCCUGGCUCUCUCACUGACUGAAGCAUUUGCCUAAGAGGGAACGGUCUAGAGAAUCCAAAUAUCAUGGAAGAUUUUUAGAAGCCAAAAGAUCUUGUAAAUUUAAAUAGGAUUUUCAUUCUGGCUCGGGACUUUACCACAGGGCUUUGUAAACUGAGCUCUGAGCUGUCACUGGAAUGUAUCAUAGUUCUCAUAGAGUUGGGGUCUGGAAAUACAGUCUUUACUUGCUUUACUUAGGCUCUCUGCCUCUCUUUAGGAAUGUCUCGUUUAUUCUGGACUCGUUAAAUCUCUAUAUAUUAAGUCUCUUUUAUGUGGACAGUUGGGAAGUUUUAAGUUUGAAUCAAAAACAACAGCAAUGUCUACCUCUUAAAAUGGACUGUCCACUAUAUGUGAGCACAUACACACACAUGCGCACACACACACACACACACACACACACACACACACACACACACACACACACACACACACACAAGAAAACACGUUUACAUAUGAGGACUUGACUUGAUGAUGCAAACUCGGACACACACCAGUCAACCUUGUAGGGUAAUGUAACAGUGAUACUUACUCUGUCAGUAAGGUAACCCAAUAUACAGCCUGGGUUUGGCAAGUGUGUGUGAGUCUUUUAAUGUAUGUGUCAGUCUGAAUUUCUGUGUGUCCAUAAAAGUAUAGAUCUGUUUCAUGCGUUGCAUGCAUACAUAUGUUGCGUCGGUGGUCUGUCUGUGUGUGUGUGUCUGUGUGUGUGUGUGUAUAGGAAGUAUGGUGUUGGAUGAGGAGGCUUGCCCCCCCCCCCCCCCCCCAUCUGUCCAAAGGGUGUCACAUAAAGUCUGAUCUUUAUUGAUUGUGCUGGAGCCAGAUGGCAGAUUUAUGGAAGAUGAAAGGGGACUAAUCAAAUUUCCAGUCCUGUUUGGGGCUAAGGUUUCUCUCUUCCUUAACACUUUCCCUGCUACACAGAGCUUAACCCUAAACAGCACUCCAAACAGGAAAUUACACAAACGCCUGGCAUUCUGUGUGUGUGUUUGGUCUGGGGUCGGGUCUGUGUGUGUGUGUGUGUGUGUGUGUGUGGAGAGAGAGAGAGAGAGAGAGAGAGAGAGACGAGAGGGUUGUGUUGCUAGUCAAUAACAAAGUGGCCAAAUGACAGUUUUGUCCAUGUUUUACCACUGAAUGAUGACUUUGGCAGAGGCGUUGCAAGUAAGCACUUUCAACUGUCCGCAUGGCCAGAACUAAAGGCAAACAGCUGUGGCUGGGGCUACAGUGGACUGGAAUCCCCCUCGUGCUUCAGUCAGUCAGUCAGUCAGUCAGUGAGGGGAAUGCACUAUGCUGGGCGGGGCAGCCAUAUUGUACCGUAACUCACAAUACAACAUCAAAUGUUAUGACUAAGCUUAAUUGGUAAUAUGUCAUUAAAAGCAUAUGUAGUGUGUGUGGGGAUAUUUGAUGUCUCUAUUGUGAACACGCUCUGCAUCUGAAACACAUGACACAUGAUGUCCAAGACUUCAAUGCUUCCCAAUAACAUGCAAAACCUGUGGAAAAAAACAGAGAAAGAAAUGUGAAAUAAGGUUUGGUGCUGAUACGUCUGUCACUGUGUGUCUGUCCUCCAGAUAUGUGUACCACAGCUCCAAGUGGAUGGUGGCGGGGAACGCGGACUCCCCUGUGCCCCCGCGGGUCUACAUCCACCCAGACUCUCUGGCCUCUGGAGACACCUGGAUGAGGCAGGUGGUCAGCUUCGACAAACUCAAACUCACCAACAACGAGCUGGACGACCAGGGCCAUGUGAGUGAGCCGGUGAGCCGGCUUAACUUGACAUACCAUACUCUUGCCUCCCUCCUACACCUGUACACUUUAACACUUUAACACUUCUACACUAAUAUAAAGAUAUAUUAGUAAUUGUACUGUUUCAGUAUUUCUCAAAGUGCUUUACAUUAUAAUAGUGGAAUUUACUUCACCCCACCCAUGUAUAGAUAAGACUAUUCUUAGAGAAGAAGAGAGACUGUUUUUGCUACUUCGGCCUUUAUCGACUGAUACUGAAACAGUCGAUCGGUCGUGAUGUAGUUAUGGCACAUGAUGGAUCUCCUCAUGACAUGAACUCAGUGCUGUUACAGGCCAGAUUGCUUUGAUUACCAGGUUGUUGAAACAUUCAGAAGAGCCAGUGCAAAUCCAUUUCUCCAUUGAGGUCCUGAUUUAGGGAUGCCAGGUAAUGUCAUCACUCAAGACGGACCCAACCUCCCCAUGACGGAGGGAUACAUAAUUUAGAAUCUGCUCUCAAAAUGGCUGCCUGUGGGGCGCUGUUGGGCUGGCACACCCUGGUCCUCAUAUGAGCCUGUUUUCCACCCGGCCAGCGGAUUCUAUCGCAGGUCCGUUCUUGUGACAAAUGUAAUAACAGAUGCAGCAGUGGGCGCGUAUUUUGAGGGGAGUCAGGCAAGGCCCCUUUUUCCUCUCCCACAGACUCAUUAUAAGGCCUUUGUUCCCCUGGAGGCCUCGAGGCGAGAGGAAAUUAACUUUGUAACUUCCUGUGUGGGAAACCUCACCGCAGAUAGGCGGGUAUCUGUCCCAUCUCUCUUCUCUUCUUCCUCUGACUACUACCAAACCUCUCCAUCAACAGUGGUGGCUAUUGGUUAUUAAUCAUCUGUUUCAUGUCUCGUUGUGCUGCUGAUUGGCUUUUACUUGUGAUUCAUAAAUUAGAUAUACAUAUGUCACUGAAUUCACUGCAUUGUUACAGUAGGCCUAUUGCCUUAAUGCCAUUACUACAUGUAUUGUUUUGACAAGAGAUCCGUCAGAUAAGACCCUUGGCUGCUCUGUGUUGUUGUGAGCUCAGUGUGUGUACGUGUGACGGGGGCGGGGCUGACCUGACUCAGGCACAGGCAGGACUCAGAAUCCCGGCCCUAACUGCGGGGUCCCGUGGGCCGAGCAGGGGGGCAAGGUGAAGAUGAUGGGGUGGGGGGGCCUUGCUAGAAUAUGACAUUUACUGUCACUGUUAUUCGGUACUGUUUCCCCAAUCUCUGUUUGAAAUGACCCCCUUAGUUGUCUGUGGCUCCAGGGAGGCUUUCUCACUCGGCUGUAAUCAAGAGCAGACAGAGAGCCGGAGGAAAGGCUGAGCCGCCUGCUGUCUGGUGUUAAAUACUUACCUUACCACCCUCUCUCAUUAGAAGUGUGGACUCAUGUUCCUCUUAAUUAUAUAGCCCUGAUAUGAAUUCAGACUUGUGUAGACACACACACACACACACACACACACACACACACACACACACACACACACACACACACACACACACACACACACACACACACACACAGAGAGAGAAUAUAACCAUUACGAUCUCUCUGUGGUUUCAGAUCAUCCUCCACUCCAUGCAUAAGUACCAGCCUCGUGUCCAUGUAAUCAGGAAGGACUUCAGCAGUGACCUGUCCCCCACCAAGCCUAUUCCCAGCGGAGAGGGAGUGAAGACCUUCAGCUUCCCUGAGACUGUCUUCACCACCGUCACCGCCUACCAGAACCAACAGGUCUGAGACCAGACACCUUUCUCAAUGGGUCUAUCUGCACCAGGCUUAGGGUCAAUACAUUUUCAAUUCUGGAAGUGAACAUAAAUUCAGUAUGAAUGAAAAAUGACCAAUUAUUAUUAUUAUUAACUCAAAUUCAGAUUUUCAUGAAAUUCUUUAUUCAUUCAUACAUCCCUUCAGUCCCUCUUCGAUAAAAAAAUUAUAUAAAAAAUAUAUUGACCCGUUUCUUCCCUCUCCAACAUGUGCAUUAGUCAUCGGUAUGUCAUGUGUUUUGAUUGUAAUGUUUUUCUUUCAUGCAGAUAACAAGACUAAAGAUCGACCGCAACCCAUUUGCUAAAGGAUUUCGGGAUUCAGGCAGAAACAGGUAUAUAUUUCUCCAGUAACACGAGGUCCAUGUAAUACAACAUGAUUCAGCGUUUGCCAUGCUGUGCGGCGCAAAUCAUUAUUUUUCUCCAACGUGGCCUUUAAUAUGGAAAUAAUCCCCUGGAGAUACCUCCUAAUCCCAUAUGCUGCUCCAUAUAAAAUCAGUCACUCUCUCCCCUGCCAAGAAAACCCCAUUACAUCUGAGAUAGAACCACAUGUUUUGGGUAGGGCUCUCUCUCUUUCCCUCCUUUUCUCUGUCUGUCUGUGUGUCUGUCUGCCUCUCUCUCUGUGUGUCUCUCUCUCUCUGUGUCUCUCUUUCUCUCUCUGUCUGUCUGUCUGUCUGUGUGUCUGAAUUAUCAUAUAUAGCGGGGGAAACACUGAACCAGACCCUCAGCACAUGAAAGCUCCAAUCCCAUCUGGAGCGCAUUAUUGGCACAGAUAUUUGAGACAUAUUUUUUCAUUUUUCAAACAAUAGAGUGCCGGAUUUAUGAACUAGCAUUAGAAUUUCAUUGCUGAAAAGUACAGAUUAAAAGAUUAUGCAGGAAUAAGAUAUUUAUAGACAGAAAAUGUAUUUAUCCUUACACAUAUCCUAACUCUGCUCAUGGUAGUAAUUUACCUCAUCACUGUUAAACUGUGCAGAGUAAUGCCACAUUAUAGCGAUCUGAAAUCAAUCAAAACAGUGACAUAUUACACAAGCUAAAUUAACUACUGAGUUGGUUCUCCUCUUUUAAUUUAUAUGUUAAUACAGAUCUGUCUCAGGCAUUAAAUUAGGAUUAUGUCGUCAAUUGGAUUUUGCCUGGUGACACAUAACUUUAUGAGGUAAAACAGGGCAUAGCUUAUUUGUUGGGUUUUGGUCUUGAGUGCUAUGAAUGAGCGCACUGAUGGCCAGGGCCUGUGUGAUUAGCGUAGUGCGCUAACGAGCUGGAAUGGCCCGGGAGUUACUGGCCCUAAAAUAACAUGGUCGGGACAGGCCCUCGCUGGGAUAGGGCCCAGCGGGGCACACAGGAGUAAAUCACGCAGGAAGGAGAACCGUGUUCAAGAUGAAAUGUCACCCAGAUUUAUGAUCACAGUAAAAACCUGCUCCUUUUAAUGGCUUCAGUUUCCUCCGUCUGACUCCACUUCUCCUUCUCUCCCUCUCUCUUUCCAACCUCUCUCACUUAUACUCCCUCCUUUCUCUAUGUCCCUCUCUCGCUCUUUUGACUAUCUGUUUUCCCGUCACAACUCUUCCUUCCUCUUUCUCUUGCCCGCCCUUGUUAUGUUUUAUGUACGCAACCCAUCCCUCACACUGACCCUCUUUUUUUUUUCUUCCACUGUUUCAGUCUCUCGUUCUCUCUCUCACACAGGACUGGUCUGGAGGCGAUCAUGGAGACGUAUGCGUUCUGGAGACCACCUGUGAGGACACUCACGUUUGAGGACUUCACCAACAUGCAGAAACAGCAAGGUGUGUAAAACUGUAUCUAAACUAUGUCCUAAUCUCCCAUCUACACUCUCUCACUGUCACUGCAUACCUUUCCCUUACCUCACAACACAUCAAUUAUCUAUGUCCUUCAUCAGUCUGGUCAUCACUGGUCAUCACUUUUGGCAUGUCUGUCUGACUUGGAAUGUGCUGAACUUUUCACAUUCUGCAGGACCUUGAAAAUAAAAUAAUUAAAUGAACCCUGUGGCUUUUGGACUGCUUUGUGACGUGAGCGGUAUCAGUGAAAGCCGCAUGCGUCUCUCCCCAGCGAGUACAGCUCAGCACAGUGUCUUAGUCAUGGCUCGUAUCACAGGCCCCGAUGCUUAAAGCAAGCCGAUUUCCUCAGCACUCCUUUCUCCGAGGUCAUGAUGACGUUACGCCACUCAGUAUUUUGUCUGUGCUGACAUCUGUUUGUUAUCACAAACUCCUCCAAACCGAUUAGACGUUAAUUAAAGUCCUCGCGCCGCUGAUGAACUUUGGGCGCUCCGUAAGGACUGAGCACCCCCACCCCGCCAGCGGCACCAGACGCCCUUUCAGCGGGGUAAUCAACAGUUCCCCUCAGCAACGCUGAAGCUGCUCUAACCCCGACCAGAAAGGAAAACAUGACAUCACUGUGAUAUCCUCCUCUCCUGACCAACAGAAACUUGCAGAACUGAGCUGAGCUGAACAGAACAGCACAGCAGUAUUAUCGAAGGCAUAUGGUGCAGUCAGAAUCAGAACUCUGGCCAAGAGAGAAUCCUGAUCUAGUUAGUUAUGCAGUGUUUCUUCUUUUCUUUAGCUGGUUUCAAACUGAAUUUUAACAAAAUGAAUGCGGGCCAAAUUCUCAUUAAUAAAGAAAUAUGUGAUUCCAAAAGCUUGACUUAUUGCAUGUUAACCUGUGCCAAGAUUAGUUUUUUAUUUUUACGUUCAUACAUGUCUAAAUUAUGAAUGCAUGAUUCUGUGAGAAAAGGGGCAAGCUCGGAGCUCUGUUGACCAGACAUGUACUGUACCAAACUGAAGCCACAUUUAUGCUCAGAAACAAGUACUGUUAUUUAUGAGAGGGUUUAAGAUCCCAUAAAUAGUACUAUUUCAAAGAAGUAAUGCGGUCAUGCAAUUAGUCCUUAAAAUCAGAUGUUGAGCAAGUCGAGGUGGUGAAGUCAGCUGCAACUCACAAGUAAGUGUAAUAUCGAAUUCUUUAAUACAUGUGAAUUAAGUUGCUUAUGCGCCAGCCUUAAACAUCACUCACUUAUUUGACCGGUUAGGAUCAAACGGCAGCAGUCGCUGGAAGGAGACAUUUUGGCGGCGAAAGGUCCAAUGGCUGAAAUGAGAGAUACUCUCAGAGUGUGACUGUUGGCCAGUGUUUGUGUUGUUGUUUCACUCCGUAGCGCUGGCUCUGUCUCACUGUCUUUGCGUUGUGUGUGUGUGUCUCUGUGUGUUUUUCAGGAGGAAGCACGGGUACCUCUCCCACCACCUCCAGCACAGGAACCCCCUCCCCUUCUGGCGCAGCUCACCUCCUGUCCCCCUCCUGCUCACCGCCCACCUUCCACCUGGCCCCCAACACCUUCAACGUGGGCUGCAGGGAGAGCCAGCUCUGCAGCAUGGGCUUGUCUGAGUACCCGGCCUGCGCCCGCAGCAACAUGGCGGCCCUGCAGGGCUACGGGGGCCUGGCCGACAGCUCCUAUGGACGCCUCCAGGCAGCAGGGGGCACUGUGGCCUCCACCCAGCAGUCUGAAUCCUUCCUGCCCCAGAGGACUUCCUCCCUGAUUGCUGCGGGAAUGCAGGGGGGCGGCCAUGGCUCUCUGUCCGGAGGCAGCAGUGGAAGCGCUGGCGGGAAGAUGGAUGCCUAUGGAGGUCAGCUGAACUCGUUCCCAUCCUCCCAGCUGCAGUAUGUGAUGCAGGCAGGCGCUAGCUCCGCCUCUGGCUCCUCCUCUUCUGGCUCCUCCCCCUCAUCCGCCCACAUGUUCAGCGGGGGCCACCACCAUGUGCAACAGGGGUCCUACAACGCCUUCUCACUCCACAACCCCUACAACCUGUAUGGAUACAACUUCCCCACCUCCCCUCGUCUGGCCGCCAGCCCCGAGAAGCCCCAGGGCGGCCUCCUGUGUUCCUCUUCCCCUGCCGGGGCGUUUGCCGAGCGCCAGUACCUGUCCAACGGUGGCAUAGACAGCGUGCACAUGAUCGGAAAUCCCUCUGCUGGCCAGCAGGGGGCUAGCUCCUGUGAUGGCCGUCAGUAUGGCUCCUCCUCUCAGAUGUCCAUGCACAUAGUGUAA
Molecule: messenger RNA, 23159 nt
Organism: Coregonus sp. 'balchen'
Lineage: Eukaryota; Metazoa; Chordata; Actinopteri; Salmoniformes; Salmonidae
Source: the annotation of a GenBank genome assembly